UCUAAGCAAAAGAAAAAAAUGGGUGUACUUGAAAACCUUUGGGACGACGUUGUGGCUGGUCCUCGACCCGAAGCCGGUGGCCGUGGCCAUCUCCGACGAAUCUCCACCAGCUUAACUAGCUUGAACAAUACCACAGAAGGAAUGUCAGUGGCCGGAUCGGUAUCUCUUCCAGCGAGUCCGGCUACUCCGGUGACACCAGGAUCUGGUCGGAAAGUGGAUGUGUGGAGGAGUGUAUUUCAUCCGGCAAGUAAUGUGACCACAAGGGAGAUUGGUGCUAAUGUCUUUGACAAACCCUCUCAUCCUAAUUCUCCUACGGUUUAUGACUGGAUGUAUAGCAACGAGACCAGGAGCAAGCACCGUUGAAGCUUACCAUUUAUCAACGCACCGUCAAAUUAAUAAAUCAAGAGUUCAUAAAAUUAAGUCGUCAAUUUCGAUUUUCAAGAUGGUUAAGGUUAAUAAUAAUCAAUUGCGUAUGCCGUAUAAUUAAUGUUUUAAAUAAAUUUGAAAGACGAACGAUCAUCUUUAUUGAUUUCAAACAAUCUUUAUAACAAUCUUUAUAGUCCAAAAAGAAGUUUCUAACUUUUGCAUGUAGCGUUCAAAGGUUUAU
Molecule: messenger RNA, 607 nt
Organism: Arabidopsis thaliana (thale cress)
Lineage: Eukaryota; Viridiplantae; Streptophyta; Magnoliopsida; Brassicales; Brassicaceae
Product: Dormancy/auxin associated family protein
Exons: 3
Coding region: 19-363 (114 amino acids)
Source: RefSeq, marked reviewed